Schistosoma intercalatum is the source of this 5517-nucleotide messenger RNA. NCBI's taxonomy places the organism in Eukaryota, Metazoa, Platyhelminthes, Trematoda, Strigeidida, Schistosomatidae. The record is from the annotation of a GenBank genome assembly.
UCAAGAACCAAACAAGAUGACGCGGAUGCGAAUAUAAGGAGUUACUGAUACUCUAAUUUAUUCGUAACAAUGUUUUUAUCUAAUGACUGAGUUUUUGUAUGCUAUCGUUGUUUCAGUUAUUUGACCCUGACAAUUACUUACUUUUGAAUAUGCAACAGCCCGGCGUAAGUAGUGUGGCUGCGAACGUAUUCAACCAAAUUGACAGAAACAGAAAGGGAGCCAUAACUGCGAAUGAAUUGCAGCAGGCAUUAUCCAACGGAUUGGGGACAUCAUUCAAUAUCAAAACGAUUGAACUGAUGAUAUGUAUGUUUGAUAAAGAUAUGAAUGGCACUAUAAAUGUCUAUGAAUUCUCUCAAUUAUUUGAGUACGUACAACAGUGGCAACAAUGUUUUCGAUCAUAUGACAGAGAUGGAUCCGGUACAAUCGACUGUCGAGAGUUUCAUACUGCUUUAACAAGCUUUGGUUAUCGAUUGUCUCCAGAAUUCUCACAAUUCUUAAUUAGAAAAUUCGAUAAAAAUCGCCGCGGAUCAGUAGGAUUUGAUAAUUUUAUCUUGGCAUGUGUUUGUUUAAAGGUAAGUUUCAAAAUUUUAUCUUCCAUAUUGUUUCCUAUUUUUGUGCGUCAAACCGUUUUAAUGAUAGAUAUACGAAAAUAAAUAAAGAUAAAAGGCCUAAAAAUACCUGUGUAACUUAUUUAUCGUGUUAGAAAUGUGAGUUGUUCUGACAUUCUGGAAUAUCGUAAUCACUUCGGCUAUCGGUAAUGUUUUCAUUACUUUGCUUUUCAUCUCGUCCAACUUACCCUGAUGAUGUAUAGUGUGGCAACUUGACUUGGCCCACGUCCUUAUUUUCUUUAUGAUUAACCAAAUUUGAAAGCUAGAUAUGUAUUUGUUCUGAAAUGCGACAUAACUUCUGCUUUCAGUUUUUACUUUAUGUUUGCUUGUCAUGAUGACUGAGACUAUAUAUAACCCGAGGAAUUUGUUGCUCGAGAUCUUAUCAUGCCAAAAAUUCCGUGGGGUAGCAGAAAAUCUAAAGUCAGAUAUCAAAGUUAUGCUCUUGAUUGUCUUGUAGUGUAAUAGGUUUCACAUGUUUCGGAUGGAUUAUUAACACCCCCAGUAAUGGUGUACAGCUAGAAAAAGAAAUUACAAACAUUCAACCAUAAACAGAGCAUACACUCCCUUGAUUAAUGAUUUCUGAUCCCUCCUGAAAGUUAUGGAAAGUAUAAAGCGUAUGUAGCGAAAAAUACUAUUAGCAAGACGAUCAACUCGUUAUCUAUUGAGCUUCUCGGUCAAGCUCCGUGACCUAAAAGGUCAUUGAUACUCAAAUAGGUUUUUCUUCUCUUUCAUCGAGUAGUCCUCUUUCAUGAUUAAAGCAUUUGAGAACUAUUGAUUGUCAGUACUUUAACAUCACUCGGGAUAAUCAAUAACUGUCUCCAAUGUUUUCUAAAUUUCCUUCCAUUCCCUUUGUUAAUCUUUCACUUUGACUUUAUUUUCCUUCUAAUGCGCAACCGAUUCUAAAGAUUUAAUUUUACGAUGUGUUACUGCCGCUCUGCUAAAAUUGUGCUACAUACUGCAAGCCACUCUGUAACAAUUCAUAUUAUUACACGCCUAUGUGAUUUGUGCUGACUUUCUGGUAGACAAAUUAAUCCGUUUUUCGGACAGACAAUAAGAAUAUGCAGGUAAGAGCAAGCAAAACGAGCCUACUCAAUUUCCAUGAGUGUGAUUCUGCAUUGCUUCGUAUAGAUAAAAGCAAGCUAAAGAUAGUUAAUGAAUAGAAUAUGUGAUAGACAAAUAUAUGUACAUACAAGUUCUCUGAAGGUAAUAAGUGAACAGCUGACAAGGUCAAACAUAUGUGUACCUAGUAACUCAAAAAGGUUAGAUUAAUAUAUUUGUCCAUAAGUAGGAAUUGCUACAAAUGCUUUCAGUGUUUUAACCUUAUUUCUAAUCGAAAAAAUAGUUCCACCAGCCCAAGAUCCUAGAAUAUCUUCCGUUUGUUGGAUACUGUGUUACAGAAACCCAUGUGUACUUGUUGACCUAGCCAAUAUGAGGGACUUGUUUACCUUAUCCUUUGUAACCGGAGGCUCAACCUCAACACCUCAUCGUGCUGCAUGUGUAAAUUUACCAUUACGUUUCGCAGAAUGGACUAUAAAUUUUCAACCUAGAGUAGUUUAUUCUGUUUUCAAUUAAGUCGAACAUGCUUCAAGUACUUUUCACUAACCCACUAUUCGCCAACAUCUUAUAUACUAUAUCGUUAUUAGGUUUGCAAAUGUUACUGAAGUUGAGAAGCUUGUAGUUAACUCUAGACGAUGCAUAGAAGCAAGUUAUAAGUCGUUAAUUUCACAAAUUUUAUGGAUUAUAACCCAAUAUCAUUCGUCAAAUUAGCAGAUAUAUUAAUUAAGGUUUUGAAGAUGAGAAUGAAUAAGAACGCUCAAAUGUUGAUGUAUUUCUUGUAGUAUUUACCGUUUCUUCCUUCUCACCGUUUGAGAGAUUUUUCAGUUGCAUCUCCCACUGAAAGAUAUAUCAAAGACUAUCAGUUCUGUUUCUUAUUAUUUCUCCUUCCUGGAUUAGUGACUUUAAGAGAAAUAUACUGUAGUCCACUUUGUCUUAAGUCAUAUCUGUUCUUGGAGUAAGGCCGGUUGUUGUUUCAUCGAUGGAGAUUUCAACGUGCCGUAUACCAAAUAAAUAGAGCUUGCAACGUCAGAUAGAUGUUUUGACAGCAGCCUGCUGUCAACACAUUCGAGUAUGUCUAACGUGUAGGAACAAAGUUAUUGAAGGUUAUUUCCAAUCUCCCUUACAAUGGGUGCUUAAAACUCCUGAACCUUUUCCCCUAUCGUAUCGUAGAACGUGAAGUGACCUGAUGUUGACAUUCCGUAUGUUUAAUAACAAUUUGAGGGUCAAUACGUCUCAUCUUUUCGCUCCCUCCAGAACUAAUCCUAUCCGAGGCCAUAGCAAGAAGGUUCAAAACCCGCGAUCUCGUAAACUCAGAGUGGGGUUUCGUUUUUCUCAUCGAGUAGCCAAUGAUUGGAACACCCUCUCCGAACAAAUGGUAUCAGUCCCAUCAGUGAAUAUUUCAGAGAAGCUGUGUUUCAACUGGAAAACGAGCUGCAAGGAUUAACACAGGUCCGCCGACCCACUAUCCUUAUUACUGAAUACUGAAGGCUAUAUAAUCACUUAUUGAUUUCCUAGUUUGAGGCUUAUUAGGAGAUUAAAACAAAUGUUUAUUAUUCUCUGGUUUUCAGUCUUAUUCUAAGUGUUCAUUAUUUGAUAAAAAAUGUCUACAAGUUGUAUAUGAGCUGAUCAUCGUACGCAGUAACGAUUUAUACCUGUAUAUGCUUGCUACAUUAUUAAAAACUAUUCAUUCUCUAGUUAGCAUUGGUGGUCACUAUUUUAUUUAAUUCAUAAAGAGACGUCCGUACAUUCUUGUCCCCACAUAGUGAUUUUUCAUUUAUAUUUAAUGGUUUAAUAUAAUGGUCAGCUUUUGAAUUAUUAUGCGUGUGUCUGCAUGUAAUAAUGUAAAUUCUUAAACAGGCUAGCAGUCUAAGGAAAAUAAGCUUUUUGUAUAAUCAUACUACGAUUUUAUAUGGAACUAAAACAGUCAUUAUUGUGUUUUAUUCUCUGUUUAAAUAUAUUUCUAACCCACUGUUACAUGGUCAGACUUAUUGAAUUGUUAUAACCUAAGUCUUAUUAAUAUAUAACGUAAUGAUACCGCCAAUUAGAGAACAGUGAUUUAUCGACCGGACCGAUGACGCAUAAACCCGUACGAGCAGUCUACAGUCCUUAUUAGUCCUUCUCCCUGUCUGUUGAGUUCAGAACACUAAUCUCAGCCUCUGUGAUAUGACCAUGUAUUUCAAACAGACCACAUCGUACCAUAAAAUAGAAAAUAACAUUUAUGUAUGACCUAGCCAAAAAUGGCUGUGAAUGUGGGAGCUCGUAAUUAAUAGACUGGGCACAACUCAAGAACGGUAAAUCGUAUAAUAAUAGUCUAUGGGUCAAAACAAAGCUUUUAAUAAGAGGAACACGAAUAUGCAUCGUUUAGCUACUUACCAAUCGUACAAUAAAAAUAUAUGUAACGUAUUGGUCCAUAAACAGUUCUAAAAGGUUACCAUUCAUAAUUCUCGUUGGAAUGAGUUGAAUUCCUUGGGUCAAGCUGCUUACUUACUGUGUAAUCAAUUUCACUUUCUUUGUGACUCAUUUACUAGAUAUUAGCCUUGUAGGUUACUCGAUCUUUAAUAAAUUAGGAUCUAAUUAUUAGGCUUAAUUCUUCUCCAUCACAUCGGUGCUAGAAAUUCAAAUCUGUUAGUUGAAAACUGUUUCAGUCAUCUCUAAACCUCCGUUUUACUAAAGAACCUAACCUGUGAAAUUUUACAUUCUAUGAUAUUUAAUCAUAAUAUUAUUCAUUUAUCAUUGUUAACUCAUUUCUACUAUUGUCAUUAAUUCAGUAUAAUAAUAGCUAAGGAUAUUAAUUACACAACUAUGGAGCAGUGGCUUGGUGGGUAAAACGUUCGACUUCUAAUUCAUGUUCUAAUCUAGCUCUAAUUGUUUCGAUUUAAGUAAUCGGGUGUUAUAACUGUGACGGCAGCAGAUUAAAGGGUAGCGAAUUAUUGAUCGGACCAAAGACGCGCAAACACGUAGAACGACCUAGGGUUCUGAUUGGCCUCGCUUCCCUGUCUAGCCCAGCCAGUUAAGUCCAUAACACAAGUCUCAGCCUCGGAUAUAUGAAUCCUUAUAUUUCAAACACACUCUGUUUAUAUACUAAUCAAGCAGACCACAUCGUACCAUAAAAUAGAAAAUAACAUUGUACAAUAUUGACCAGUAGGAAAAUGACACGUAAAAUAAGCACUGACCAAUAAGAGAAUAAUACCAUCUCCAAGUCCAAGAAUAGCAUUAGACUUAAUAGAAUAAUUUUUGGGGUAGUUUCCUGAAUAUCCCAACACCGGGUAAUGUCAUUGAACCUUACACUUUGAUUGUUGCUUAUAUCUAAGUACCUAGAGAAUUACUUAAUUUAAAUUAAAAAGUUCAUUGUAUUAAUGAUAUUGUUUGUUUUUUUAAGCCAGUAUACCAUUUACCUUCUAUUAAACUAUUCAUUUUAUCAUUAUUAUUAUUAUUAUUAUUAUUAUUAUUAUUGUUACAGAAUUUAACUGAUGUAUUCAGACCUUAUGAUUAUCAACGAAAUGGAAUGGCACAACUUAGUUAUGAACAAUUUUUAACUGCUGCAUUCAGUGUAGUUAGUUAGUUAAUUCAACAUUAUUAUUAAUGGUCAAAUAUUAUCAAUAUCCUUUUCUUAAAGAUUGUAAAGAUAAUAAUGCUUACUUAUUUAUAUCGAUCAAGUUAUUAUACUUGACCCAUAUUCUUGUCUAGAAACAAACAAACAUAAGUAUGGAAUAUUAUGUAAUUAUCUAAAUCACUUAUUGUGAAUAUACAAUAUAAUUGGAGACCAUAUCUGUCUGUCUCAUGUAAUUGUCUACAGUGAGGUUACUACUAUAACCAAUAUACUCACUUUUUUUCAUAAAAAAACUAAAAUUGC